AUGGAUGGAUCUUCAUCUUCACUUCAGUAUGGCUCAAAAAAGAGGGUCAAGAUCCACCCAAAUACGGUGACAGUCAAAUAUGCCACUCACUUCCCCCAGCCUGGGGAUGAAGGGUAUGAUGAUGCACCCUCCUUUGAGGACUUUGGCACCUUUGCAGAAGCAAAUGCUGGUAAAAGGCUGGUGUCGGACUCUAAAGGUGGUAGGACUUUCUUUGGAACCAUGGAGACUCAGCCUAAGCAGCCAAGUGUGCAAAAAGACAAAGGGGUUGAGGGCCAGCUGGCUAGCUUUGGCGAGGCUAAUGUGCUGGCCUCCAGAGUAACCUGGAUGGCCUUGUUUGGGGCAGCUGUGGCUCAUGGCUGUGUGUCUCUGAUUACUCGUUUAGCAGCAGACCGCUCAAAAGUUCCCUCCCUGGAGCUACUCUUCAUUCGCUCUGUGAUCCAAGUGUUGUCCAUCCUGGUGGUCUUCUACUACCACGAGGCGCCCUUCGGCCCCAAAGGCUACCGAUUACGUCUCUUCUUCUACGGGGUCUGCAAUGUGAUCUCAAUCACUUGCGCCUACACGUCCUUUGCCAUUGUACCCCCCAGUAAUGGCACCAUCAUGUGGCGUGCCUCCACCACAGUUUUCAGUGCAAUAUUGGCGUUCCUGCUGCUGGAUGAGAGGCUGAGCUAUACAGAUGUGGUCACGGUCGUGGGUAGCGUGUUUGGUCUGUGCCUCGUUAUGGUGCCAAAUGUGGCGGAUGAGGAAAAGUCCAGCCUGGGGUUCUGGAAGGAGGCUUUUGGCUAUACAAUGACAGUAAUGGCAGGCUUGACCGCAGCCCUCUCCAUGAUCGUCUACAGAGCCAUCAAGGAGCGGGUCAGCAUGUGGACGGCGCUUUUUACCUUUGGAUGGACGGGCACAGUGUGGGGAGCUUCCACCAUGUUUAUCAUGCAGGAGCCUAUCAUCCCUUUGGAUGGAGAGACCUGGGGCUAUUUAAUCGGGAUCUGUAUCUGCUCCACGGUGGCAUUCCUCGGAGUCUAUUACGCUCUGAAUAAGUUUCAUGCAGCCUUAGUUAGCACCGUGCAGCACCUAGAGAUUGUGGUCUCCAUGUUUCUGCAGCUCAUCGUCCUGAGGAUGAUCCCGUCUGUGUACGACGUGAUCGGAGGCCUGGUCAUCAUGGUCAGCGUGUUCACUCUAACCGGAGUCAAGCUGUACAGAGUGAGCAGGGCAAUUCGGCAGGAUUAUCAAGAAAUCCUGGACUCGCCUAUUAAAUGAGUUCGGUCCAUUUGUUUACAAUGUUGCUUGGUUGUGCAAUCUAACGAAUGUCUAGAUCUCCAUCUGAUGAUUUUGUAGUGCUGUGCUGUCAACAAGAGUGCCAGUUGUGUAACUUAUGUCUUAAUAUUUAUGUGUGAAAUAAUAAAAGGCAAUUGUAUUAUUGUGAACACUUCCCUCUAACAGCACUGCUUUCAUGUCAAACUGUGUCACAAGCGACAAAACUAGACAUCUGUAAGUGUAGUCCUCUGUUCACACUGCCAGUCUGUAAAUAUCAGUCCAAAAAUCUAAACUGUAAGAGGAAACACUUUAUUGAAUAAAGAAACUGCCAUCCAUUUUCUUGGCCUUAAUGUGUUGCUAUAAAAGAGUUCUCAAAAAGGACAAAAAAAAGUUUUUAU
Nematolebias whitei (Rio pearlfish) is the source of this 1646-nucleotide messenger RNA. RefSeq names its product solute carrier family 35 member G2b (gene slc35g2b). The record is from RefSeq and is a predicted model, not a curated record. The coding region runs from base 1 to 1251 and encodes 416 amino acids. Lineage: Eukaryota; Metazoa; Chordata; Actinopteri; Cyprinodontiformes; Rivulidae. The transcript has a single exon. Gene Ontology annotation, cellular component: membrane.